Biomphalaria glabrata is the source of this 4833-nucleotide messenger RNA. Its product is annotated as solute carrier family 41 member 1-like. NCBI's taxonomy places the organism in Eukaryota, Metazoa, Mollusca, Gastropoda, Planorbidae. The record is from RefSeq and is a predicted model, not a curated record. Gene Ontology annotation, molecular function: monoatomic cation transmembrane transporter activity. The transcript has 11 exons. Bases 287 to 1912 code for a protein of 541 amino acids. Gene Ontology annotation, cellular component: plasma membrane. Gene Ontology annotation, biological process: monoatomic cation transport.
UCUACAUCAUCUACAAUAGAUAAUAAUCUAGAUUCUAUUUUCCCCCCUUUAAGUAGUUUUAGAUCUAGACCUAUAUCCGGUAUCAGUGUUUACAAUAUCAUGGGCUCAGCUGUGUUCGUGAUAAAAUGUUGCUACGUUGUCGUUGGCACAUGUAAAGCAGCGCGUGUGUUGUGUACCAGCUCUCAAUUCAUAGAGAGCCAAUAGAGGCACCCAAGGAUUAUAUAAUCAACUUAUAAUAACUAAAAAGUGACACUAAAGACAUUAUUACAAAUGUUAGUUACACAUUAUGGGAGACGUAGCCCUGGAAGGCCUCAGACAACGAUCUAGGCCAUUGAAACAAUCUGAUAUGGUUCCACGGAUAAUGGCGGUCUCAGAAAACGAAGACCAUGGCAUUAGAGAUGCCGAGGUGUUUGAGUUGAAGGAUAGAGGCCAAACAUCUGACAUGGCAGGGUCAGCCCCAGUGGAAAGCCACUACAGUCCGGUACAAGCACCAAUAGCUGAGACCAACUUAGAUGUUGAGGAUGAUCUUUCUUGUGAUGAUUCUCGGCAGUUGUUGUCACCUGACCAAAACUCUGAUGAUGCAUCAGUCAUUGAUGAUGAAGGAGAGGUCUACAAUAUCAACUCACUCUUGCAGUCUUUGCCUGGUGAGGAGUCAUCCAUAAGUAUCGUGUCCCAGGUGACCUUACCGUUCAUCAUUGCAGGUUUCGGUAUGGUGGGCGCUGGCAUGGUUUUAGACAUUGUCCAGCAUUGGACAGUGUUCACACAAGUAAAAGAGAUCUUUAUUUUGGUACCAGCAUUGCUGGGUCUCAAAGGUAAUCUGGAGAUGACGCUUGCUUCUCGACUAUCAACGCAAGCUAAUUUAGGUCACAUGGAUUCCAGGAAGGAACUGCUGAAGAUGGUUGGUGGCAACUUGUCUCUCAUUCAAGCUCAGGCUAUAGUUGUGGGCUUUUUGUCCUCUUUAACUGCCAUGGUUCUUGGCUGGAUACCCAAAGGAGAUUUCAACAUCCAGCAUGGGCUCCUCCUGUGUGCCAGCAGUGUUUUCACUGCAGCGUUAGCUAGUUUAAUAUUAGGUUCUAUAAUGGUUCUAGUUGUUUUACUGUCUCGCUACUUCAAAAUAAAUCCUGAUAAUGUUGCUACACCCAUAGCUGCCAGCUUAGGUGAUCUUGUUACACUAUCAAUAUUAGCCUGGGUAGGGAAUCUUUUAUAUGAAGCAAUAGGCCAACAAGUUUGGUUAGCACCAACCAUUAUUGUAGUAUUUGCACUUCUGCUGCCACUGUGGGUUGUAAUCUGUAUACGAAAUAAAUAUACAAAUGAUGUUAUAUAUUCAGGGUGGGUUCCUGUCUUGAGUGCAAUGAUGAUAUCAAGUCUAGGUGGCUUGAUUCUAGAUUUUACUGUGGCUAACUAUGAUGGUAUUGCUGUCUUUCAGCCUGUAAUUAACGGUGUUGGUGGGAACUUAGCUGCUGUCCAUGCCAGUAGAAUCAGUACUUCACUUCACCAAAAAGGUAGACCAGGGGGUCCUGUUAGAGAUGCUCACCUUAAAGGAUGCCUUAAUAUUUUCAAAGUCUUUUUUGGAUCAGGUGUCCACUCCAAAGCUGCCAGAGUUUUAACCCUACUGGUUAUUCCUGGCCAUCUACUGUUUUCAUUCACCAUAUUCUACCUACGAGCAGGUCACACAUCUAGUUCAUUGUUGUUCCAGUGUUUUUAUUUGUCGGCUGCCUUAUUGCAAGUGGUGCUGCUGAUCUACAUAGCCACGUGGUUAGUUCCCUUGAUCUGGGUGAAAGGUUCAGAUCCAGAUAAUGUUGCCAUCCCUUAUUUGACCGCCAUUGGUGACCUUCUGGGGACAGCAUUCCUGGCUGUUGCUUUUCACUUUUUGUUCUUGCUAGGAGACAGAGAUGCUGAUGUUUCAGAAUAACACUUUAACUAUCGUACCACAAACAACAAUUGUUUUCAAAUGUACAAAUGUAAGACAUUUUCAUCAAAUGGUUAGGCAGUUAAAGAGUUAAUAUGAACUCAUGAAUUGGAAAUGGCUCAUGUUAUUUGGCCAGUAAAACAAGGAUUGGAAAGAUUUAUCUUUUUAAAAUGUAGUUCUCCUAACUUGAAAUCUGUGAUAAACAUUACUGUAGUUACACAUAGACUAGUGUUGAAAUAAUGUGUUAGUCUCAUUGUUGAGCUUGCAUUCAUGUUACAGUAUAGACAUUUCUGAGUCUAAUAACACUUGUUAUACAAAGAAUUAUGUUUAUACUGAGUGUUUACAGUGUGGUACAUAUAAAUGCAUUGUGAUGCAGUAAUCAUUUUAACUUUAUGUUGAGCCAUGUUUGUGUGUUUAUAUGCAUAAAGUAUAAUGUAAUUAUGAUUAUUCCAUUAUAAGAUGGAAUUGUAUUUUACUACUAUUCCAUAUAUUUAGAACCCAUUAUUUAUUAGGGCUUUUUCUAUUCCUUUAAAAAUUCAAUGUUUUAAGGGGUUUUUGUCAUUACAUUAAAUAAAUUAAUCUAAAUAAGAAUUUUUUGUAGUCUUGAAGUUUCCCAAUAUCAAAUACCAACUAUGAUGUAUAAUGGGAUUGCCAUAUGUUUAAAUGCCAUCAUUGAUAGAUUAACUGUUGGUACUGAUUGAGGUAAUUAAUAAAUAGCCAUGUUGAUCAUGCUGCUGGAAAGCACAGCGCUGGUACAGAAUGACUGGUUAAAUAUUUUAAACAAAUGAGUGGCCAGUUUAGAAUUAAAGAAAAACAGUCCUAUAAAAGUUAAUUUAUUUUAAUGCUCCUAGUAUUGUAUGUAUGAGAACAUGCUAAAACUUUCCUACUGAUGCAGAUUCCACUUAGCCAAGGCAAUCUGCAUCCAUUCUGUCUAUCAGCACUUUGAAAACAAAAAGUCUUCUUUAUUAAAUUCAGCAUUUUUGUGUGUGGAAACAUUUUGGCCACUUUUCUGUAUAGAUCAAGAUGUUAUUUAAAAAGUAACUAAACAAGUAAUUGAUUUACUUUUGUUUCUAUUAUAUUUUAUUAAUUUAUUGAUGUAUCUACAGAACUGCAUUUAUAAAUUUCGUGUUAUGUAACAUUCUGAUAAAUGAACGAGGGUUUAAAUCACUUUUGAUCACUCUUAAUUAAAUUGGCAAAGGGUGUGUGUGUGUGUGAAUUAAAACAGUGGGCAGAUGGGAAGUGUAGUACCCAAUAAUUCAUAUGAAUCAUUUAUUUCAUGAAAGUAUUUCUUAGCAGAAACUUACAUUAUGUGCAAUUGUUAUAACUAUAACCACAUGUAUCAUAACUUGUAUUUAUUUAAACAUUAAUCUUAUCAAAGUGUCUACUGAUUUGAUCUCAAGAAAUGGUACAGUCAGCAAAUGUAAACUAGAAACAAAUAUUGUCUGAUGUGAUUUUGUUCAGUUUUUGGUUGAUUAAAUGUGUCCUGGACAUUGAUUCAAGAUGAUAAUUAAUACUAAUAAUAAUGGCAAUGUCUUGGAUUUUGAAGAUUAUGGAUGAAUGCAGUGUUUGACAUGGCUAUGCAUAUACACAGUUGCAACCUGCAUAAUUUUCAUGUGCACUAUUUGUCAUUAAGUAUGACUCAACUUCAAGCUAAUCCAGAGUGCCCCAAAAAUCCAAUUUUGAAGACUUCAGUAUAGUUUAAAUCAACCACUAUUAAUUAUUCAAAGAAUUGUUACAAAGACUUCCCUAUGAAAAGCCUUUACUGUCUUCAAAUCCAAUCAAUUAAUUGUAUACAUUUUAUUUUGCUCUUUAUUUUACUUUUUUUCAAUCUACAAAUAUUAUUGCUUAAGCUGUGGUAUCUGGGUAUACUUAUUUGAAAACAAACUUGAUUAUAAAAAUUCAUUAGCACUAUCUUCUUAAAUCUAGGAUGCAUUUGGAUUGAGCCUUGCAUGUAUAGAUCAAUGAUGUGGUCUUCAUUGGUUUGAAUUAUGAAAAAUGAACUUAACAAAAACUCAUUCUAAAUUUAGCCAAAGAUUAUAAAUGAUAAAAUUGUGAAGCUAAGAAUUUAAAUAUUUUUUUUUAAGUUGCUGUUACAAUUAACACAGUGCAUUGAAAUCUGGCAAUGAUUUUUAACUUUAGGUGUGGGGGAAAAAAUGAAUUUUAUAUACAAAUGUGCCAAUGGAUUCUUGUAUUUUUACUUUGUUUCUAAUGUUAUUCCCAGUAUUCAGUGAUGAUUGAUGUAUCAUGUAUGUAGAACUGCUUGUGUAAUGUUCCUUCAGUAAAGUAGUCAAUGUUAAUCACAUUAAAGCUAAGUGUUCAGACUGACUCAGUGCAGAGGGUUUAUAAUUGUGGAGCUCAUUGAGUCACAAGAGGUGACUCUUCCCUCCCGUCACCUAAAUUGCAAACAUUUGUACUGGCUUUUAAAAAAAAUGUUUGUUCUUUAAAGUUUUUUUGUAAACUAAUGGAUUAAAAAAUCAUGGAUGGGUGCAAUUCUCUUGAAACUUUGGAAUUUGUUUUUUUUUCUGUGGGAGGUUGAAGAGCAACUAUAUUUAUGUUUAUGCAAAGAACAGAAGUAGGUAAGAUGUAUUACAUGCAACCCUUUCUUUGCCAUGGCCUAAAAAAAUGUCAGGGUUUUAGCUUCUAUAAAACAUUUAUCCAUGUUAUAACCUCUAAUUGUAUGUAUCCACAAUGAACUCAAUUUGUAAGUAAAACCUUAAACUUUGUUGAAACUUGAAACCACUGGUUGCCUGAAUCCACAGUAAAUUCUGCCAUUGGGUAAUUCAUUUAGCUUUUUUGUAACCACUUAUAACAUGAAUCCCCAGUGAACUCUGCUACUUUGUACAUUUUGUGAACAUGGUUUUGUUUUUCAACUGAAACAUCUCUAGGUGGACAUUAAACUGAACUGAACAUUUUCAACUUUUAAA